Molecule: messenger RNA, 549 nt
Organism: Microdochium trichocladiopsis
Lineage: Eukaryota; Fungi; Ascomycota; Sordariomycetes; Xylariales; Microdochiaceae
Exons: 1
Coding region: 1-549 (182 amino acids)
Biological process (GO): mitochondrial respiratory chain complex IV assembly
Cellular component (GO): mitochondrial matrix
Source: RefSeq, a predicted model, not a curated record
AUGCCGCCGCCGCACCUCCACCCGCGGUCGCGCAUGACCUCGUCCCUCUUCGCAACGACCGUCGCCGUAUCCUUCUUCGUCGUUGCCCUGCCGCACAUCCUGCCCUGCCCGGCGCCGCGGGUCACGUACGCCGACGCUCCUCCCCGGGGCACAAACCCAGACGUCAUUGUCGUCGAGCGCGUCAACGAGGACGGGACAAUCACAACGACAACAAGGCAGAGGACACGCAGGCGGAAAGCCGCGCCCCCGCCGCCAGAAACGACGACAACAGCAACGACGGAGGUCAAGGACGGGAUCGCCAGCUUUGCGGCCGGGUCGAAUGACAACGCCGCCGCGAAACGUGUAGAAGAGACGGGCCGGACGAGGGACCGCGAGUGUCCCGUGCCGAAGCCGGGGGGCGUGCUGGGGGAGCUGCUGAGCUACGUCAACGGUAGCAAGAACGCAGAAUUACCGUCCUCCACAACACACGCGGCGAGUACGAGCGGCAGCCGAGAAGCUCAGACCAGCUCAAUAUCAAGGCCAACACCAGAGCCGAGGUCAGAUACUUGA